Molecule: messenger RNA, 612 nt
Organism: Necator americanus (New World hookworm)
Lineage: Eukaryota; Metazoa; Nematoda; Chromadorea; Rhabditida; Ancylostomatidae
Exons: 4
Coding region: 1-612 (203 amino acids)
Source: RefSeq, a predicted model, not a curated record
AUGGAAAACUUGGACAACCAAGGCGUUUCUACUCAGUACAUGAAGAAGUGCAAAAGUUCGACUUUCUUUGAAUCUUGGCAUAGAGAUUGCAACUUGUCGAUAGGUCGCAUCCUAAUUAGCUCUGACGAAGGCGACGACGCCGAAACCUUAGCCGUAAUAAGACGAUGUUCAUGCGCAACGGCAUGGGGAGCAUACAAAAGCAUAGAGGAUGAAGUGAAGAAGACCAAGAACACCCGCCUCCGUGCUCACCUAUUCAACUCCACCGUACUUCCUGCUUUGACCUAUGCUUCGGAAACGAGGGCAUUUUGCAAGCAGGAACAAAAUUCUGUGAGUGUCAUUGAACCCGCAGCUGAGAUGCAAAGAGUAUUCAGUUUCACGCAAGUGAAGGGCGGGAUUCGAAGUUCUCUCCUACGUCAACGAUGGAAGAUUAGAGACCCUGCUGCGUUGGCCAAGGAAAGUAAAAUGAGGUGGGCCGGACACGUGGUGCGCUUUAACGACAACGGUUGGACCAGAGCCGUGAGCGACUGGGUUCCCAGCGAUAUUAAGCGCACUACAGGAAGACCGCCGACCCGAUGGUCAGAUUUCUUCACGAAGUCCUUCAAAAAAUUAUGA